Messenger RNA from Vitis riparia (riverbank grape), 6683 nucleotides. Its product is annotated as putative disease resistance RPP13-like protein 1. The coding region runs from base 84 to 4067 and encodes 1327 amino acids. The transcript has 12 exons. Lineage: Eukaryota; Viridiplantae; Streptophyta; Magnoliopsida; Vitales; Vitaceae. The record is from RefSeq and is a predicted model, not a curated record. Gene Ontology annotation, molecular function: protein binding; ADP binding. Gene Ontology annotation, biological process: defense response to other organism.
AGACUACUGCAAAGGCUUUCACAGCAACUGCUACUCUCGCUAAUUUGCUUUGGUUAUUCGAGAGUUUGAAUUUUGCUGAAAACAUGUUUGUGGCGGAGGCGGCUGUGUCUUCCAUCUUUGAUGUGGUGCUUGAGAAGUUGGUGGCUGCCCCUUUGUUGGAGUAUGCACGCAGUCAGAAUGUUGAGGCCACUCUCCAAAAAUGGAAGAGGAUUUUGUUACAUAUUGAAGCUGUGCUGACUGAUGCUGAGCAGAAGCAGAUAAGGGACAGAGCUGUUAAGCUUUGGUUGGAUGAUCUCAAAUCUUUCGCUUACGACAUGGAAGAUGUUCUGGACGAGUUCAACACUGAAGCUAAUCGGCAGAUCCUGAUACAUGGACCCCAAGCUAGCACCAGCCAGGUACACAAGCUCAUCCCAACUUGUUUUGCUGCUUGUCAUCCUACAUCCGUCAUAUUUAAUGCAAAGGUUGGUGGAAAGAUAAAGAAAAUUACAAGGGAGUUGGAUGCUGUUGCAAAACGAAAGCAUGACUUUCAUUUAAGGGAGGGUGUUGGAGGGUUGUCGUUUGAGAUGGAAGAAAGGUUACAAACCACUUCCUUGGUAGAUGAGUCUAGCAUUUAUGGUAGGGAUGCUAAGAAGGAGGCUAUCAUUCAAUUUCUCUUAUCCGAGAAAGCCUCCAGGGAUAAUGGUGAUAAUGGAGUUUCUGUAGUUCCCAUCGUAGGUAUGGGUGGGGUUGGUAAAACAACCCUGGCUCAAAUUAUCUACAAUGAUAAGAGGGUGGAGAGCCACUUUGAUACCAGGAUUUGGGUUUGUGUAUCGGAUCGAUUUGAUGUGACAGGGAUAACCAAAGCAAUUCUAGAGUCCGUCACUCAUAGUUCAACUGAUUCUAAGAACUUAGAAUCAUUACAAAAUAGCCUGAAGAAUGGAUUGAAUGGGAAAAGAUUCUUCCUCGUUCUAGAUGAUGUGUGGAACGAGAAGCCCCAAAACUGGGAUGCCUUAAAGGCUCCUUUUAGGGCUGGUGCACAAGGCAGUAUGAUCGUAGUAACAACUCGUAAUGAAGAUGUUGCAUCGAUUAUGCGCACUACUGCCUCUUCUCAUCACCUUGAUGUGCUAUCCUAUGAAGAGUGUCGGCUAUUAUUUGCAAAACACGCCUUUGCACAUAUGAAUACAAACAUCCGCCAAAAGUUGGAACCAAUUGGUGAGAAGAUAGUAAGAAAAUGCAGAGGCUUGCCUUUGGCUGCAAAGUCGCUUGGAAGUCUAUUACACACUAAACAAGAUGAAAAUGCUUGGAAUGAAGUACUGAAUAAUGACAUAUGGGAUUUUCCAAUUGAACAAAGUGACAUUCUUCCAGCUUUAUACUUGAGUUACCAUUAUCUUCCACCAAAUUUGAAACGAUGUUUUGCAUAUUGCUCCAUAUUCCCCAAGGACUAUAAAUUUGAAAAAAGGAAAUUAGUGUUGUUAUGGAUGGCAGAAGGCUUAUUAGGUGGCUCUAACGGGGAGAAAAUUAUAGAAGAUUUUGGUAACACAUGCUUUGAAAAUUUACUUUCAAGAUCUUUUUUCCAACGAUCCAUUGAUGAUGAAUCACUAUUUAUGAUGCAUGAUUUAAUUCAUGAUUUAGCACAAUUUGUAUCGGGGAAAUUUUGUUCUUGGUUGGAUGAUGGAAAGAAAAAUCAAAUUUCUAAGCAGACCAGACAUUCUUCUUAUAUUAUUGCAAAGGAAUUUGAACUCUCCAUGAAAUUUAAUCCAUUUUAUGAAGCUCAUAAUUUGCGGACCUUUCUUCCUGUACAUACAGGUCAUCAAUCUCGUCGUAUCUUUUUAAGCAAGAAGAUCUCAAAUCUUUUAUUGCCAACACUGAAAUGCUUACGGGUUCUCUCUUUAGCUCAUUAUCAUAUUGUGGAGUUGCCUCGCUCAAUUGGAACUUUGAAACACCUACGCUACUUAGAUCUUUCUCGUACUUCAAUUAGAAGGCUCCCUGAAUCAAUAACCAACCUUUUCAACUUGCAGACAUUGAUGUUGUCAAAUUGUCAUUCUCUUACUCGUUUGCCCACAAAAAUGGGGAAACUAAUCAACUUGCGUCAUCUUGAUAUUAGUGACACUAGCUUAAAGGAGAUGCCAAUGGGAAUGGAAGGGUUGAAACGUCUUCGAACAUUGACUGCUUUUGCUGUUGGUGAGGAUAGAGGGGCAAAAAUUAAAGAGUUGAGGGACAUGUCACACCUUGGUGGCAGACUUUGCAUUUCCAAGUUGCAGAAUGUGGUGGAUGCUAUGGAUGUCUUCGAGGCUAAUUUGAAAGGCAAGGAGCGUCUUGAUGAGUUAGUAAUGCAGUGGGAUGGCGAUGCUACUGCUCGUGAUUUGCAGAAGGAAACAACUGUGCUUGAAAAGCUACAACCUCAUAACAAUUUGAAAGAGCUGACCAUCGAGCACUAUUGUGGUGAAAAAUUUCCUAACUGGUUAGGCGAACAUUCAUUUACUAAUAUGGUGUCCAUGCAACUCCACGAUUGUAAAAAUUGCUCAUCCUUGCCAUCGCUAGGGCAACUUGGAUCUCUCAAGGAGCUCUCUAUUAUGAGGAUUGAUGGAGUGCAGAAGGUGGGACAAGAGUUCUAUGGGAAUAUUGGGUCUUCUUCGUUUAAGCCAUUUGAAGCCCUAGAGAUUCUGAGGUUUGAAAAGAUGUUAGAGUGGGAGGAAUGGGUUUGUCGUGAAAUUGAAUUCCCUUGUUUGAAGGAGCUUUAUAUCAAGAUAUGUCCAAAGCUGAAAAAGGAUUUACCCAAACACCUUCCUAAAUUAACAAAACUUGAGAUUAGAGAAUGCGGGCAGCUGGUGUGCUGUCUUCCAAUGGCUCCCUCCAUUCGUGAAUUGAUGUUGGUGGAAUGUGAUGAUGUGGUCGUUAGGAGUGCGGGCAGUCUCACCUCAUUGGCUUCCUUGGAUAUACGCAAUGUUUGUAAAAUACCAGAUGAAUUAGGACAACUGAAUUCUCUUGUAAAGUUGUCUGUGUAUCGUUGUCCCGAGCUAAAGGAAAUGCCACCCAUUCUUCACAACUUGACAUCUCUUAAACACUUGGAUAUCCGGUACUGUGACAGUCUUUUGUCUUGUUCGGAGAUGGGGCUACCACCAAUGCUUGAAAGGUUUCAAAUUGUUCACUGUCCCAUUCUGAAGUCCCUAUCAGAGGGAAUGAUACAAAAUAAUACUACUCUCCAACAAUUGUACAUCUCGUGCUGUAAAAAAUUGGAGUUAUCAUUGCCUGAGGAUAUGACGCACAACCACUACGCUUUCCUUACUCAAUUAAAUAUAUUUGAAAUUUGUGAUUCUCUCACGUCCUUUCCUUUAGCUUUCUUCACAAAGCUUGAGUAUCUUCAUAUCACAAAUUGUGGAAAUCUGGAGUCCCUUUACAUUCCAGAUGGACUUCACCACGUGGAUCUCACAUCUCUCCAGUCAUUGGAAAUAUCUAAUUGCCCUAAUCUGGUAUCUUUUCCACGAGGAGGAUUGCCCACUUCCAAUUUAAGACGGCUUUGUAUACGUAACUGCGAAAAACUUAAGUCACUGCCCCAAGGGAUGCACGCCCUCCUUACAUCCCUUGAAUAUUUGCAUAUAUCUAGUUGUCCAGAAAUUGAUUCAUUUCCAGAAGGAGGUUUGCCCACUAAUUUAUCUGACCUUCACAUCGGGAAUUGCAACAAACUCUUGGCUUGUCCGAUGGAGUGGGGCUUGCAAACGCUACCCUUUCUUAGAACGUUGGAGAUUGAAGGAUAUGAGAAAGAAAGAUUUCCCGAGGAGCGAUUUCUGCCCUCCACUCUCACCUUCCUUCAAAUUAGGGGUUUUCCAAAUCUGAAAUCCCUGGACAAUAAGGGGCUUCAGCACCUCACCUCUCUUGAAACCCUGGAGAUUUGGAAAUGUGGAAAGCUCAAGUCCUUCCCAAAACAAGGGCUGCCCUCCUCCCUUUCUCGUCUUUAUAUUAGAAGGUGUCCUCUGCUGAAGAAACGGUGCCAAAGGGAUGAAGGGAAAGAAUGGCCCAACAUUUCUCACAUCCCCUGCAUAGUGUUCGACAGAUACGAUAAGAAAAAUACGGAGGUGAUCUUAUCAUGAGGCCCUUCCAUUGAAGCUCUUGCUCUCCUCUGCAUUUAUUGGCCCAGGAAUGGCAACAAACUUGUGGCCAAUCGGAUGGAGUGGGGCUUGCAAACGCUUCCCUUUCUUAGAACGUUGGGGAUUGAGGGAUGUGAGAAAGAAAGAUUUCCCGAGGAGCGAUUUCUGUUCUCCACUCUCACCUCCCUUGAAAUUAGGGGUUUUCCAAAUCUUAAAUUCCUGGACAAUAAGGGGCUUCAGCACCUCGCCUUUCUUGAAACUCUGGAGAUUUGGAAAUGUGGAAACCUCAAGUCCUUCCCAAAACAGGGGCUGCCCUCCUCCCUUUCUCGUCUUGAUAUUGAUGACUGUCCUCUACUGAGGAAACGAUGCCAAAGGGAUAAAGGGAAAGAAUGGCCCAAGAUUUCUCACAUCCCCUGCAUAACAUACGAUUGGGAAGAUGAGGUGAUUUUAUCAUGAAGGCCUUCGAUCCAAGCUCUUGCUCUUCUCUGCGUUUAUUAGCCCAGGAGUAUCUACUAUCAUCUUAUUGAUGGAGGAAGGUUGUCCACCAGAAUUGUCAGUUUACUUGAUUCACUACUUGGUUUUUGCAAGCACAUCAAAAUGUGGGGAACAAAUGGAAAAAUCUAGGUGGUAAAGCCCAUGCAGACAAAUCAUUCCUUCCCAGACAUUACGACUUAGAUUCUUCAGAUAUGUCAAAGGAUUCAACAAAUGUAUUCAUAGAUUCUAAUCGGCUAUGCGUCUAAAACAUCCGACUAAUAUCAUUGGUAGAGAAAGAUUGUGCAAUUUUUGAUAUCUGCAUGUAUGAUGCCAUGAAGGGAGCAAAAUUUUCCUACCCGAUGAAGGACAUGUGGGCAUAUCAUCCAUAAGAGAAUGUUUUGAAAAAGUUCAGAUAGAAUGGAGUGUUUUGGAAAAUGUAUUAGCAGCUGCAAGGUACCUUGCCCUCAAUUAGGAAUGAUGGCCACACCUGAAUGUGGAUUCAAAUUCUGUGAAUCUCAUAAUGUGAGGACAACAUCUAGUUUGUUGUUGUUCUUGUCAAGAGAUUGUUUUUCACUGCUCAGGAUUUCAAUCUUAGGCAUUUCUGAUCACUGCUACCAGUCCAGAAUCCUGAAGGCAUGUCAUUGCAUUGAUUCCAUGAUCUUGCUCCAAACAAAAGUUUAGUACUCUGCUUAAGGAUUGCCAUUGUGGCUGCUCCAUUCCUUGAAAGGAUGGAGAUUCUGGUCAAGAUUUGCUGGUUAGACUAUAAUGUGGAAUCAUGAGGACAUGGAAUUAAAUAGAGACAAUAACCAAUUAAUCCACUUUCCCAUUCUUCUCUCUUCAAUAGGUCUUGGAUAUGCCAUUCUGUAUAGGAAGAGCUUAAUCAGCAUUUGAAAAAGGUACUUGAACCAAAGUAGCAGCCAUUGCAAAGACAUUUGAUGGAGGCUUCAUUGGAGCAUGUCAGGAUGGUUAAUGAGCCUUUAUCAAGUCAACAUUAAAUGGUAGGUUCUAAACUUUGGAAUUUCAACACAAUAAAAAGGUACGCAAAUUGGAUAGUUUUUGUGCCUACAAUAGAUGCACUUUCACACUAGCACCUUAGUUUUAGAGUUUUUGUGAAAUUUGUGGAUGUAUUUACAACUGCUUGCUCCUAGGAUGUUGACCAACAAGAUUGCUUGUGGGAAGGUGAUGUGGAAUCACAAAUAAGUGAAAUGAUAUGGAAGGGAUAUGCAAUUGAUACCCGUCUCUAUUUUGCUCACUUGAAUGUGACUCAAGUACAUCAUUAUGCCUGUCUUCGGCUAACAGUAUUCAGACAGAUUUCUGCCACCUUCAACUACGGUCUUCUAUCACCAUAUAACCAUGUGUUGAUGUUCAUCCUAAUAACUUAAUUCUCAUGCCCUAACUUGAAGAAAUGGUGGACAACCAAGUAUGAGAAAUGAGGAAAAAUUAAAAGAGAAGUUAUUAAAUUUGGAAAAACAGAGUAUUGUUGUUUGAAGUAGACUGAAAUGUGCAAGGAUUUGUCAUUGAUGUAGGCUUCUACUGUAACCACUAUAGUUUUCCAUGUUAAUGGAGUUUCAUGCUGGCUCCUUGCUACAAUGGAACUACAAUGUCCUCCAUGCACCUUUCAGUAGCUCUUAAGGUUGUAAAUAUGGCUCUGUAUUCGGAUGCUUGUUCAUAUGAUGUAUGGAUCACGCAGUGAGUGGAGAAUUGGUUGCAAAUUUGGUGCAGAAUCACAAGCACUCAGACUAACUGAAUGACUAGGCAUCAGAACAAGCUAUUCAGUAUUUUUUUUUCUCCAUUGAAUAGAUGGGAUUAAAACAUGGGCAAUUGUGGAAAGGAAGGAAUCGUCUUCUUCAUUAUUGAUUCAUAUAUCAACUAAAAUGGCAACAUUUGCAGUUGUUGGAAACCUCCAUGGCAACAGUUCUUAGGUCUUUUAAUUUUGAAUACAUGAAACAUUUUUCCCAAUAUAUGUUGUUCCUUCUAUUCCCCCCUGGGAGUGUUUUAUGAUGAGAUAUUAUUGAAGUUGUACUAUUUCUAUAGUUCAGCAAGAUAGGGGGCUAUUCAGUAUCUUCUAGUCAUUCAGCUUUACUGAUAUGAUUCCAAAUCUUAAGAAUUAUUGCAUUUUGAAUAGUAAUGAUCUUCUUUUAACUA